AUGCUCAAUUAUUCAGGAACUUCAUUUUAUCAGUUGAUGAUCAAUACCUCAUUCACUGAUAAUUAUGGUAAUUACGUUGCAUUCGAUGAGAAUGGUGAUGGUUAUGGACAGUAUUCAAUUUACAACUAUGCACGUGAUCCAUAUACUGGUCAAUAUCAUUAUCGUUUAGUUGGAGAUUUUCAAGGCGGUAAACUGACUAUGCGUGCACGACCGAUAUGGCCUGGUGGAGAAUCGAAAAAUUUCCCAGUCAGCCAAUGUUCUGAAGAAUGUGGAUUUGGUGAAGUGCGUCGUUUGGACAAGAAGCAACAGUGUUGCUGGUCAUGUGAAACCUGCGGUGUUGAUCAACGUGUAGUCAACCUAACUCACUGUGAAACAUGUCCAUUUCAACAUUGGCCUUCAAAAGACAAAAAGACAUGUGAAUUACUAGAACUGCAUUAUAUCGAUAUCUCGACUUGGUUUGCAAUAGUUCCAAUAACUUUCAGUAGUCUUGGCAUAUUAAUCACUACUGGCAUCAUACUUACCUGGGUUCUCUAUUCUGAAACACCAUUAAUUCGAGCUACAGGACGUGAACUUGCCUAUGUACAGUUGGCUGGAUGCCUAGUCUGUUAUUCGUGCACAUUCAUCUUGAUAGCAAGACCAUCGAUAUUCACAUGUUCAAUGCAAAGAAUCCUUAUUGGUCUUGGAUUUGCUAUGAUGUAUGCUUCACUUCUCACAAAAACCAAUCGUAUAGCAAGGAUAUUUGAUGCUGCAAAACGUACUACUAAACGUCCUGUUUAUAUUUCACCCAGAUCACAACUUGCAAUUGCUGGUUCACUGAUCGCAUUACAAUUAUCCUUGUCAGCUAUAUGGUUUGGAUUUGAUUCACCUGAUACACGUAUCGAUGAGAUUCGUCCAGGCUACUUAGUUCUUCGGUGUGCUAUGAAGGAUAAAAGUUUCUUGAUUUCUCUAGCUUACAAUAUGAUUUUAAUUAUUGUCUGCACAGCAUACGCUAUAAAGACCCGACAGAUUCCAGAAAAUUUUAAUGAAUCCAAAUUUAUUGGUUUUACUAUGUACACAACUUGUAUUAUAUGGUUAGCAUUUUUACCAAUGUAUUAUGCCACAAUUAGUAGUCAUCAAAUUCAAAUUACAACGUUAUGCAUAUCUGUCAAUUUAAGUGCAAGUGUUAUGCUGUGUUGUUUAUUCUUUCCUAAAUUAUACAUCAUUUACUUACAUCCAGAAAAAAAUGUACGACGUUUAACAAUGAAUAAUAUGACAGCUAAACAAAAAUUUGCUAAUUUAGUUAAACAAAAAGUAUCAUCAGCUAUAGCAACAACAACAAUGACAACAACAAGUGUCUAUGUAUCCAGUUAUGUUUCAGAUAAUACUAGUUUAACAGUGAGUAGUAGUACAAGAACUGGUGUACAAACAGAUUCAGAUAAAGGAAUAUUAACUUGUUCAGUGGGAGGAACACAGUCGAAUGUGACUAGUCCAAGCUAUUUAAAAUCAGAUAAUCAAUUUUUCAAUGAACCAUCUCGAAGUAUUUCAUUGAAUACACAAUCAGUUCAAGUGAUCUGUAAUCCAAUUGUUAGCGAUCAUAUUAUAUCGUCUACUUUAACAACAAGAAUUACAACUAUCACCACAUCAACAACGACAACAACAACAAUAGAUUAUAAACAAUCACCAUCUUAUGUUAAUACUCUAUUUAUGAACUAUUUAAAUCGUAAACAAAGUGAUUGUUUAUCGAACCAAUCCUAUAGUGAUUUUCCCACACCAACACCACUGUUAUUAGAUAAUAUACCAAAUAGUUUAUUACUUGUCAAUUCACUUUAUUGUGAUGAAGACAGUAAUAUGAAUGAUGACCAAUAUAAUUCAACAAUUCUAACAAAAACCACAUUUACAAUAACAACAUCUUCAGUACCAAUGCAUAAUAUAAUGAUGACAAAUAGAAUGAAUAACACUAAUUCUACUAUUACUUCACCUGUUGAACUGAAUAUAUCCAGAAUUGAUCAACAUUCUCAAGGUCAAAGUUCAAAUUUCAACCAAUCACCACAUUACUUUAGUCAUCAUCCAUUAGGCAAAACACCUUCAGUAAAUAAUAAUCCUUUAAAAUAUAUCCCAUUACAACAAACAUCAUCCCUGUAUACUAACCGUUAUAUAUCAUCUUUUUCACCAACAAAUUCUUUAGGUUCAAUUGAAUCACCAAAUUUAAGUGUACCUAGUUCAGAGUUGUAUAACCAUAGUUAUGGUGAAGACACAAUAAUGCAAAAUAGUGAAAAUAUUGAUAGUUCAUUUCGUGAUAGUGAAUCAUUAUUUGUACGUAUAGAUAAACAAGAAAAAACAAAUUCACGUAGUAUUGAUUAUACAAAACAAACUGUUACAGCAUUAUAA
Heterobilharzia americana is the source of this 2367-nucleotide messenger RNA. The record is from the annotation of a GenBank genome assembly. NCBI's taxonomy places the organism in Eukaryota, Metazoa, Platyhelminthes, Trematoda, Strigeidida, Schistosomatidae.